Molecule: messenger RNA, 2250 nt
Organism: Anthostomella pinea
Lineage: Eukaryota; Fungi; Ascomycota; Sordariomycetes; Xylariales; Xylariaceae
Source: the annotation of a GenBank genome assembly
AUGGCAGGCGAGGCGACUCUGGGAAACGGCGGCAUCAUGAGUUCUCCGGUACCCAACGACAACUCGAGGCUGCUCUCACCUCCAAGAGCAAGCAAUGGCAAGGAGAGAAGGAACCCUCCCAUUACGCCUAGAAGGUUCAGACGCUUCUUCACUCCGCGCUCAAGAGUUCCCUCACCUGCACAUUUGAGCCCCGCCCGGAAAGCACUCCAGGUCCUAGCUGGCCCCGAACUGAAUCACCGACAACGAUACCAGACCCCUGCACCAUCCAGUCCUCUGAGGCCUCUCUCUGAGGAGCAAAUACGCGAUGAAAACCUCGACCUCGACCUCGACCUUCAGGACGAUCGAUUGGCCAAGAGAAGGAAGUGUCAUCAUACGCUCGAGUCCUCGCCAUGUCGACCUCCUCCGCUUCCCGCUUCGAGUGAUGCGAGAUCAGGGCUCCUCAGCCCUAUACGAUCUCUCCAUCCCAGCCAAGAGAUAUGCGAAUCCGAUGAGGAAAUGAGUGACGACGAACUUCUAUCGAUCCAUCAACCUGUGAAGCGCCUGGUGCCUUUGACGAGUCGUGGGUUGACUGGUCAGCUGGCCCAGCGGCAGCUGGGAGGAAUGCCUCGUGCUGGACGCUCACACAUGUCAUAUCCUACCGCUGACUGGAGGGUCGAAACGGCCGACUUCCAUAGUCGACCAGAUGAUGUGCACAAUUGCAUCAGCCAUGACGGACCAGGCCAAUGUAUUCCGUUCUGUGUCGCCACCUGCAACCGCAGCAGUCUGACUGCUGUUGGAGACGAGGAAGGCCGCGUGCGGCUACUGGACUCUUCAGGCCACCCCCAAGAGCCGUUCAGCAAGAUUCAUCUUACUCUCCAAGCGCACACCAACGCCAUCAUCGACCUUGCCUUCUCGGAUGAUGACUAUCUUCUUGCCACCGCAUCUGGUGAUCAGAUGGGGCGAGUCAUAGAUAUGAUGACACAGACCACCGUCGCCUUCCUGCCGCAACAUACUGCCUCUCUCAAACAAAUCCGCUUUCAACCUGGACAGGCGAACAGCAGUGUUCUUGCGACGUCAUCCCGGGACGGGAGUGUCCAGAUAUGGGAUCUGCGCUGUAGUCGCCCAGCGCAUGAUUUCUCACUUCCAGAGAGCCGGGAGACCAACUUGGUAUUCCGACGACCCCAAGCGAAGCGCGGGUGUGCUGUUAACAGUCUCUAUCAAGCUCACGCGCACACGCCGCACCAAGUUCGGCAAGCCCACUUCAUCGGAUAUGGCGAUACUCCUUCUCGUGGUGAGCUGCCGGGGCGGGCAAAUGACAUAUCCGUCACGGCACUGCAGUUCCUACCUGCAGGGCAAGAGCACUUACUGCUCACGGCAUGCGAGGCAGAUGCAUCCAUCAAGCUGUGGGACAUCCGCUCCAUACACUCCUCUCGCACCAAGGUCCCAUCACCACUGUCGGCGACAGCUCCACCGGAAUCUCAUUCUACCUAUAGACCAUUCGGCAUCUCGUCACUGGCGCUUAGCACUGAUGCCUCCAGGCUGUAUGCAUUAUGCAAAGACAAUACGGUGUACGCAUACUCGACCGCGCAUCUGAUGCUGGGACACGCACCUGAAUUAUCUUCGCGUGGCGAGCCGCCGAGACGGAGACAGAACGUGGUGACGCAGCAAGGUCUAGGUCCGCUGUAUGGAUUCAGACACCCUUCAUUCCACGCGACGAGCUUCUAUGUCAAAUGUGCAAUACGUCCGGCACGGGAUGGCAAAAGCGAGCUUCUAGCUGUUGGAAGUAGCGACAACUGCGCUGUGCUCUUCCCAACAGACGAGCGGCAAUUCAGAGAUGAACUGUCGGGUGCAAUGGGCUCCAUGAGCCUCGAGAACUCGACUAUCGCCACUGCACCUCUUCUUCCUGCCGCGCUCGCAAGCUUUGCGUCGACACCAGCGGCCAAUACUAGAGCGUCGGGGGCGUUCCGCAAACCGCUUUUCCCAGCCAACAACUCCACGAACCUGUCGGCGCGGUUGAACGACAACAUUCCCAUCGUACGCACGGGGACGCCCCUCGUACGCGGCCACGAGCGGGAGGUCGGCUCUCUCGCAUGGACAAACCAGGGCAAGCUAGUCACAGUCGGAGACGACUACCUGAUCCGGUGUUGGAGCGAGAGAAGAGACGACGCCGCAGACUUGCGCACAGGGGGCGAGACUGGAGGCAGACGCUGGGGAUGCGGCUGGGCUGACGUCGGUGAUGAUUGGGAUCAGCCCGAUGACGACGAGGAUUGA